UGGUACUGCCAUCUUUGCUAAUUGCUACUCCACAACAAAUGUUCUUGCCUAAACCGAGUGGGUGUGGUGACUUUAUAUAAAGGCAGCGGACUUUAUCUAGAGACAGCCAACAGCACCUGUCCAUGUACACACACACACCAUCUAAGUGUGAGCGCCUUUUACCCUUCAUUUUUCACAUCCAACCGAACCAUGGCAACUGGUGGCACAGCUGAGAUUCUGGAGAAGAUCGGCGAGCGUCAUCUAGAAUGCUCAAUCUGCUACAAACGCUUUACUGAUCCCAAAAUUCUGAACUGCAUACACAGUUUUUGCUUGACAUGUCUCAAAUACUUGAGAGAGAGCCAAGAUCCACUUGCUGUGAAAAUCCAAUGUCCCUUGUGCAGACGUGACACUGAACUGGGAAGAAAUGGAGUAGAAGAUCUGCCAACCAACUUCACACUGAGUGCCCUAGUGGAGGAGUUUGCAAUACAGGAACAGCUUUUACAGGGUCAAGGGUCAGAGAUCAAAUGUCAAUGCUGUGAGGGGAAAUCUCAGGCAGUUUCAUUUUGCAUGGACUGUGCUCAUUUUCUGUGCAAAGACUGCCAAAACGUACAUGAAUCCCUGGCACGGACAAAAUCUCACCAAACCUACAUGAUAGCUCUACUUCAAUCAGGAGAGAUUGCCUACAAGAGCAAACUAAGAGAAGAUCCAAAAUGUGUACAACAUCCUUAUCAGAAUCUGAACAUUUAUUGCAACACAUGUCAGCAGUUGAUUUGCACAACUUGCUCUGUUCUGAAACAUGAAAAGCAUUCUUGUGUUGAUAUAUCUGAGUCUUUUGAUAAAUGCAAACAAGAAAUUGAAGGACUGUUGGCAGAUGCAGUGAAGAAAAAAACAGAACUGAAGAAAACCAAGAAAAACAUAUCCAAGGCUCACAAGAAGCUAGACACCAUGUUUGAAGCCACUAACAAGAAGAUCUCCCAAAAGGCUGACAAGGAGGUUGCUAGGAUCAGGGAGAUGGAGCAGAAACUGAAGCAAGAGGCCAAGGAAAUCUAUCAAGACAGAGUCAAGACACUGCAGACUGCUGAAGACACCAACAAUACACAGCUGAAUGUAGCAGAGCUGACACUGGAUGAGAUGAACCAGCUCCUAGCUCAAGAAAUUAAGGCAGAGAUUUUAGACCUCAAGCAAAAACUCGUUCAAUAUCUCCAAGGAAUAUUAAAAGAGGAGCCAAUAUAUUUGCCCGAGAAGUUACACUUCAUUGACUUUCAUGAAGGGGAUGCUAACUCACUUGGACAACUGGUCCUUGAAGACACGUGGAUACUAGCGACAGAACUGGACUGUGGCAAUUCCAGAAUCAACUCUGUCGCAUCUUUCUCAGACAAUGACAUAGUUACAAUAAAUGGUAGAUACAUGCACAAACACCUGCUGGCGUACGUACCUACAAAUAAUCCUAAAGUCCCCUUUGUCUCACACAAACUACCAGGAAAACUUUUUGAUGUAAAACAUCCCCACAAGGUUGCAGUGAACAGUGUAGACCACCUCAUUGUCCUAGAUGGUCCUGCAGUCAAGACCUUCAGCAGAGAAUAUCAACUCCUCCAUCAGUUCCAGCCAGGAACUGAUUUGUACAUUGAACCAACCUGCCUGGCAGUGGAUGAGGACAAUCUGAUAGCUGUGGGCUUCAAGGCCAGGGAAGAGAUCAGCCUCCACAACUCAGACGGGACACUUAUCAGGAAACUACCAGCACCAAUGAUUGGAGAUCAGCUCGCAGUCAGCAACAAACGGCUUGUGUAUGUUAACAACACAGAGAGCAGACUGAUAUGCAAAGAUUACAACGGCGAAGAUUUGUUCUACGAGGAAAUACGUCACCCUAGGACAGUUUGCUGUGACAUUCAUGGCAACAUCUACGUUGCUACGGGUGAACACUCCUUGAUGAAUAGGUCGCAGACAGGAGAUAUUUAUCAAUUGAAUCCAGAGGGUAAAAACAUGAAAUGUGUAAAGACGAAAUGUAAUCUUUGUCCAGUUACCAUGGCAACCACACCUGCAGGCAAUCUGGUGGUUGGUGGUACCAGCAAACUGCAUAUUUAUCGUCGUAUCUGAAAACCGAGUCUGACUCGCAGUUCAAAAACAAAGGAAAAACAAGAAGAAAAAGACGGAACUGUGUGCCUAUGGCCUAGCUGCGAGAGGAAAAAUACAAUGUGCAUGUAUCUACCUGUUAUUUUCCUUGCUACAUGUAUAAGUACACCAAGGAGCAAAUUCACUGACUCAUUGUCCAUACACCUACAUGUACUGUAUGCCUUGUAUUGAAUGAAUGUACUGUAUAUGUACACUGCUUAAACUUUGACAUCCACUCUGAACUUUGACAUUCAUGUAUUACACUGUAUGUACAUGUAUCUGGGACUUGGUUAGGGAUGCGGGGAAGGGGGCAAUGGCACAAAAUGGUUAAAAAGUCUGAAUUUUAAAAAAUUGUUUUGAUUUGGUUUAAAUGUUUUUAUUUAUGAAAUGAUUAUAAAAAACAAUGGAAAGCCAAUGUUAAAAUUAUAAGUCUUUUAAACCAUCCAAGAAUUGGUAACAGAAGAAUGCCUGUACAGCACAUGGCUACCAUUGGUAUAAGACCGUAAUCCUUUUGUAUAGAGUACCAAACUGUGACGUCACUGUGAACCAAAAGGUGCAGUGCAAAUGAAUGGAGUACGCGCGUGUUGGUUCACGCGCUGGUUCUUGCGCUAAUACCUUUUACACACUAAUUGUGGGCAUGACGUAUUCACUUCGGUACUCUAUUACUCCUGCCAGUAAAUCAUAAUGUGUAUGUUGCUGUGCAAAAAGCGGCUACACACAUUAGAUGCAUAAUACGGGCGAUUCACAACAGUGUGCCUCCAAGAGUUUGCAGCGCAUUAGCCAGGUGCACUAUUGUGAA
Acanthaster planci (crown-of-thorns starfish) is the source of this 2887-nucleotide messenger RNA. Its product is annotated as E3 ubiquitin-protein ligase TRIM33-like. Gene Ontology annotation, cellular component: nucleoplasm. The record is from RefSeq and is a predicted model, not a curated record. Gene Ontology annotation, molecular function: ubiquitin protein ligase activity; zinc ion binding. NCBI's taxonomy places the organism in Eukaryota, Metazoa, Echinodermata, Asteroidea, Valvatida, Acanthasteridae.